Molecule: messenger RNA, 471 nt
Organism: Hibiscus syriacus
Lineage: Eukaryota; Viridiplantae; Streptophyta; Magnoliopsida; Malvales; Malvaceae
Exons: 2
Cellular component (GO): endoplasmic reticulum
Source: RefSeq, a predicted model, not a curated record
CGGGCUGCUAUUGGUGGCGUUCACGGCGUCGUUCGUAACGGCAUCUCUGAUCUGCGCUCAGAUGGUUUUGCCGGAGACCGUUUACCUGGAGUCGUUAGUUCGGUUGAAACAAAGCUACGCGGAGGAGUGCCAAGAUUAUUGAUGGUGGAGAAGCCUCAUUUCUUUGUGGCGUUGGUAUGGAUGGAGCUCACUUUCCAAUGGCCCUUGGCUUUACUAAACAUUUAUGGGAUUUUAGCAUCCAAGCCUUGGUUUAACACCACUUGCCUUAUCUAUGGCGUCUCUGCAAUUACCACCAUGACAGCAGUAUUAGGAGAGCUGAUUGGAUCGCAGAAGGGAUCAGAGAAGUUGGUGCAAACGCAUGCAGUGUUCAUGGGAGUGGGAGCCUUAGCCAUGAUUCGAGGUCUGCUUCCUCAAUCUUGCAAGGUUCCAACCAUUGGCAAAAGACCAGCGGCCAGGAAGAAGAGGGCUUGA